Schistosoma guineensis is the source of this 690-nucleotide messenger RNA. The record is from the annotation of a GenBank genome assembly. NCBI's taxonomy places the organism in Eukaryota, Metazoa, Platyhelminthes, Trematoda, Strigeidida, Schistosomatidae.
AUGUUAUGGAUGAAAUCAAGUGAUUGGUCAAAUCCAGUAUUUACAGCUACAUUAUUACCACAACAUGUCGUUCAAAGUCAUUUUGAAGUAGAAAAUAUGUCUCCAACUAUUCAAAAAGUGAAGUGGAGUAAAUUUACUGUGCCUAAUGAAUGUAUGGCACUUAUUCAAUUAUUACAAAUGAAUGAAAAAACCUUCAUUGAGUUAAUUACCAGUGUGGCAAUAAAUGAAACAGAAUAUACAUUCUAUAAUUUGGCACCAUCAACUCAAUAUACGUAUCAUCUGAAAGUGAUUUCACCAUUUGAUAAUUAUUUAGGGCAGCAUAUUUCAAUAACUACAAAAACUUUACCUUUGAUUCAUCUUUUAAACACAAGUAUUCAUACACCAAAACUUAUUCAGAUCUCUAAUAUUAAAUCCACUUCGUUCGUGAUCAUUUGGUCAGUUGUGAAAACUAAUGGAAGUCAAUUCAAAACUUCUACUUAUGAAAUCUUGCUUAAUAGUCAAAGACAAUCAUUGUUAUUAAUAAAAAAUAUUUCGAGUGAAUUAUUUAGACAAAAAAUUGAGAAUUUAACUGCUUGCACAAUUUAUACAAUUCAAAUGAGAUUAGUAGUAAAAUUAUCUGAAACAGUAUAUAGUGAAUGGUCAAAGCCACUAACUACGUUUACUUCAAUCUCGAGUAGGUUCAUAUUGUGA